Gadus morhua (Atlantic cod) is the source of this 1966-nucleotide messenger RNA. RefSeq names its product hematopoietically expressed homeobox (gene hhex). Gene Ontology annotation, molecular function: RNA polymerase II cis-regulatory region sequence-specific DNA binding; DNA-binding transcription factor activity, RNA polymerase II-specific. The record is from RefSeq and is a predicted model, not a curated record. Bases 475 to 1359 code for a protein of 294 amino acids. Lineage: Eukaryota; Metazoa; Chordata; Actinopteri; Gadiformes; Gadidae. The transcript is spliced from 4 exons. Gene Ontology annotation, biological process: cell differentiation; regulation of transcription by RNA polymerase II.
CCUCGCGACAAUCUGUCCCCCUGUCGAACUGCGACGAGCCAAUCACAGGCGGCCACUGGCCCCCUGCAGGAAGCUGCAGUCCCUGCGCGUAAAGAAAGGAGGAGAAGCAGCAAGCGCAACAGUUGGCUUCUGACACAUAACUUCAAAGUCUGGAAACUAGCGCGACCUGGAGGCACCGGGAACAGACCGACAGCUCCGGGGACAGAUCGACCACACUGGGGACAGACCGACAACACAGGGAACCGACCGACCAAACUGGGGACAGACCGACCGGGACACCUGAGGGGAAUCCACGCGCAUUGGGAACUCGAAGGAGGAGAAGGUCCCAGAUGUCCGAGUGCAGGCCACUAGCCCGUUGUGGGACGCAGUAGGACCACCAGAGUUUUAGUCCAGGCGCUCCUCGGUACUUGCUGGAGCGCUGUCGGGCGGCGGAGGAUUCGCGGUUCAUGACAGCGGAGGUUGACGGCUCUCCUCAUGCAGUUCCAUCAUUCAACGUCCACCACCAUGAGCGCGCCUCUUUACGCGCCGACACCUGUCCACCUGACGCCGCCGACGCCUUUCUACAUCGAGGACAUCCUUGGCCGGAGCGGCGCGCCGCCCGCCGCCUCUCAUUCCGCGUCGGCGCCGGGCUCUUCCUCCACGGCCCCGCUCCUCGUGCCCACGCCGACCCUCCCGUCCCCCAACUCGUCCUUCACCAGUUUGAUCACGGCCUACCGCACGCCGAUCUACGAGCCGACCCCUCUCCACCACCAUGCCUUCCAGCACCACACUGCGGCGGCGCUCAACGCGUCUUACGCCUCCAUCUACCCGUUCCACGCGCACCCGCACAGCCGCUCCAUGGGGGACUAUGCCCACGCGCUGUUCCGGCACGACCCCAUGGGGAAGCCACUGCUCUGGCCCCCGUUCAUCCAGCGGCCCCUGCACAAGAGGAAAGGCGGCCAGGUCCGCUUCUCCAACGACCAGACCAUCGAGCUGGAGAAGAAGUUCGAGACCCAGAAGUACCUGUCACCCCCGGAGAGGAAGCGGCUGGCCAAGAUGCUGCAGCUCAGCGAGAGACAGGUUAAAACGUGGUUCCAAAACCGAAGAGCGAAGUGGCGGAGACUCAAGCAGGAGAACCCGCUGGCGGCUAAGAGGGACGCGGAAGACGAGGGUCCCGGGAGACCUAAAGGCCCUGAUGCAACCGUUGCCUCGAGUGUUUGCGGGGCGGUCCCGGGGAGCCCCCAGGGCCGCGGGCCCCGCUCGGCCGCCUCGCCGCUGUCACACCGAGACUCGGACUCAGACAUUUCCCACGAGACCGAUCUGGAGCUGGACAUUGAAGACCACGAAGAGGAUCACUUCCAGUCAAACCCUCCCCGCUGAGAGCGGGCGGACAGGAUUACUCUCUCAGGACCGAGCUGAAGACUUUCCUUGCUUCUUUUAUUCAGAGAAACAUACUCUAAAUAAUGAGUUGCUCCACAAUUGGCCUGAAAAAUAAAAUAUAAACCAAGGCCUGCUGAAGCCCCCUGGCUCGGUGGGAAUGUAUCUCGCAUGGCCCGUGUUCCGCAUUGACUUCAUAUGAAAUAUGAUUGAAUUGUUUCUAUGGUUUGAACGGGAGAGUCGAUAUUCACCGGAGACAACAUCUGGUCCAACAGACGCACUGGGACGUUAAAUCAUGAAAUUUGAUUUCUUCAUCACAAUUAGAAUAAGUUUCUUUCGCCCUAGACCUAAAGUUGUCUCGGCUGUGACUUAUUUGGCAGCGACAUCGGACGAGGUGUGUGCAGGCCUAUGUGUGUGUGUGUGUGUGUGUGUGUGUGUGUGUGUGUGUGUGUGUGUGUGUGUGUGUGUGUGUGUGUGUGUGUGUGUGUGUGUGUGUGUGUGUGUGUGUGUGUGUGUGUGUGCGUUGUGUUGUUUAUUUUGUAAAAAAAAAACAAAACGAUACGAUCAUAUUUUAUAAUCAAUAAAAGUAUUAAACAAAACAAGGAUUUCA